AAAUCUUUAAUUCAUAACACAAAUUUAAAUUACCCGUUUUUUACUUUUAGUUUUUACUACCUCUUGAUUCUCAUCGAUCAUCGAUUUUUCAGAUUUAAAUAUUAUUUGUUUAAAAAUGUGACAUGUGUAUAUAAUAGUUAUGUUUUGAUAUUAUUAUGUAUAUUCGUUGAUAGUUAAUUGCCGGAAGAAAAAUGCUCAGUUAAAUUCCAUGAAAAAUUAGAUUUCCUUCUUUUAAUUUGUCAUGUUUAAGUCAAACAAUUGUGUUCAACACAAUGGCUUUAGAAUUGACAAACGGUUCUAUUGAGAAACUAUGCAAUGGCACAUUCGUACAACGACCAAUUGUACAAUUAAUGGGUUUUGAAGCUGUACAGGUGAAACCCAAUGAAACAAAUUAUCGUCUUGUAUUAUCGGAUGGUAUCUAUAUGAAUUCUUAUUUUUUCCUAUGCAGUCAAUUGAAUGAUUUAAUUGUAAAAAAACAAGUAAAGUAUGCAACUAUUUUGAGGAUUGAUGAGUACACAUUUAUGAAUGGAGAAAAUUCCACCAAUCAUAGUCCAAGAUGGAUUAUACUCAUUCAGAAAGUAACUGUGUUAUUUCACAGGAAUGUGUAUGGAAAUCCACAACCUUUAAUAAAUAUUGAAAAAAAAGAAAUGCCAUUGAAAAAUUUAAAUGUGAAUAAAUGUCCUAGUAGGGUGUUUUAUAGUGUUGAACAAUUGGAAAACAAUCUUAUAAAUGUUAAUGAUUUAACUAACCUAUCUAAUGGGAAUUGUCCUUUUGUUCUAAAAUUAUCUGUUGUAAAGAAAAGUUCAAUCAAUACAUACAGUAGUUGUAGAAUUUUAAAUAUCAAUAUGAUGGAUUCUACAGGUUUAGUACGUGUCAGUGCAUUCAAUUUACUUUCAGAUACUAUAAAUGAAAUUCUCGAGGAAAACAAAAUGUAUUAUAUAGCAGACACAAUAUUAAAACACAAUCAAUUUGGCUGUGAACUAAAACUUCAAUCUCAUUCAGUUAUUAUUGAAUGUAUUGAUCAAGUUGAACCAAAAAUGCAAUGCAUCACAACAUCUAAUUUUAAUACAUUAUUAGAAAAUAGUCCAAAUACAUUUUGUGAUUUAAUUGGUGUGUGCAUUGAAGUUGGUGAUAUGGAAGUUUGCAGUAAUACAAAUGCUAGAACAGAAAUUGCAAAACGAGAGAUUGUAUUAAUUGAUACAUCAAUGGCAACUAUAACUUUAAAAGUAUGGGGUGAACAAGUUAACAAAUUUAACGAAAAGUUCGAUGAUCCACCAAUUGUAAUGGUUAAAAAAGCUGUGCUUAAACAAUUCAAUGGGACUAAGUAUUUUUCUAUGGUCAAAUUCAGUGUUUUAUUCAUCAAUCCAAGUGUACCGGAAGCACAUCAGUUGAAAGAAUGGUAUAAAGAAUUAGUUCUAAUGGAAGACUUUUAAUAGUAUUGUAAUUAACUCACAAUAACUAAGUAUCCUUAUUUAAAGUUGAUUUUUAUAAUUAUCACAUUUUGUACAUAGUGCUGUUAUUUUUUUUUUAUUAUUAAAAUUUUUUAACUGUAAAAUUAUUUAAAUGUAAUUUGAUAAUCAUAAUACCAGAAAAAAAUUAAACCAAAAAAAAAAAACAAUU
Aphis gossypii (cotton aphid) is the source of this 1620-nucleotide messenger RNA. RefSeq names its product replication protein A 70 kDa DNA-binding subunit-like. The record is from RefSeq and is a predicted model, not a curated record. Gene Ontology annotation, molecular function: DNA binding. Bases 273 to 1433 code for a protein of 386 amino acids. Gene Ontology annotation, cellular component: nucleus. NCBI's taxonomy places the organism in Eukaryota, Metazoa, Arthropoda, Insecta, Hemiptera, Aphididae. The transcript is spliced from 8 exons. Gene Ontology annotation, biological process: DNA replication.